GUAAAGCAAGAUACAUAGAAUAUUAUUUCUAUCUUCAGUCGGACAAAUCAUCGAGCAGUCGGUGUACAAUCUCCUUAGCCCCUACGUUUUUGCCACUCAUUUUCUACCUAUCCUGAAUCUCUGACAUUUCUAACCAACCAUGGGUGACCAAAGCCCCAACCCAGAAACGCCGGAGCCCAAAUCCAGACCUGUCGGUGGCACCGAAUACAGUUGGUGCAGGGCAGUCCCCAUCGGCACCGGCAAUACUGUCCUUACCCUCCUCCUCUCGAAACCCCCACAAAUCCCAGUUCUCCAAGAUGCCCUUAUCGCCCUCCAGAACUCCCACCCCAUUCUCCGUUCCAAGCUCCAUUUCGACGCCACCACCAACACCUUCUCUUUCAUCACCCCUCCAAACCCCAACAUCCAAAUCGAACAAUUCGAUCUCCAAUCGUCAUCCCUCAUCCUCCAAUGCGACGAGAACCCUCCCGUCAACCCACACCAUCGGAUACUCGAACACGAAAUGAACAAAAACGCGUGGUAUAAUCCCGACCAUCCGCUCGAAGAAGACCCGGAUGUAAUUUUCGCUAGUGUUUACACGCUGAGCGAGUCAAGUUGGGUAGUGGUGCUCCGGCUGCACACUGGGGCGUGUGACCGUACGGCGGCGGUGGCGGUGUUAAGAGAGUUGCUGGAGUUGGUGGGUGGUGGAGAAGUGGGAGAUGAUAGGAAAGAGACGGCGGUGGGUCUGGCAAUUGAAGAUUUGAUUCCGAGUGGGAAAGCUAACAAGCCGUUUUGGGCGCGGGGGCUAGACAUGCUGGGCUAUUCAUUAAAUUCCUUCAGGCUGUCGAAUCUGAACUUCGUCGACAUUGAUUCGCCCCGGCAGUCGGAGGUCGUGAGGUUGCAGAUGAACAUAGAAGAAACGGAAAGGCUUGUUUCUGGUUGCAAAUCAAGAAGUAUUAAACUGUGUGGAGCCAUUGCUGCUGCCGGAUUAAUAGCAGCCCAUUCCUCUAAAGAACUUCCUUAUGAUCAACGAGAGAAAUAUGCUGUUGUUACCCUCAAUGACUGUCGUCCCAUUCUAGAUCCUGUUCGCAGUAGCCACCAUCUUGGUAACUGAUCACUUUACUCAUUAACAUAUGGUUUGAUAAACUGAUAGUCGAUAGUUGAUAACUUGACCUGUGAAUGAAUUUACUGGUUUUUUUUUUUUUUUUUUUUAGGGUUUUAUCAUUCUGCCAUCUUAAACACACAUGACAUCUCUGGAGGAGAAGAAUUGUGGGAUCUUGCCAAGAGAUGCUACUCCUCCUUCGCCAAUGCCAAGAAC
This is a messenger RNA of Rubroshorea leprosula, 1294 nucleotides long. The record is from the annotation of a GenBank genome assembly. Lineage: Eukaryota; Viridiplantae; Streptophyta; Magnoliopsida; Malvales; Dipterocarpaceae.